Fulmarus glacialis (Northern fulmar) is the source of this 1307-nucleotide messenger RNA. It is a transcript of the gene LIPC, whose product is annotated as lipase, hepatic. Gene Ontology annotation, molecular function: triacylglycerol lipase activity; apolipoprotein binding. The annotation marks the transcript as partial. The transcript is spliced from 7 exons. Gene Ontology annotation, biological process: lipid metabolic process. The record is from RefSeq and is a predicted model, not a curated record. Lineage: Eukaryota; Metazoa; Chordata; Aves; Procellariiformes; Procellariidae.
AGGCGCUGGGAUCACAGAGUCAGCACACUAGGACAAAGAAAGAUAAGCAAAACUUAGAAACCAAAUUUCAACUCUAUACAGAUACAACUGAAGAAGGCUGUCAGAUUUUUUUUAAUCAGUUGGAGACUCUUGACAAAUGCAGUUUCAAUGCUUCUCUUCCUCUGGUGAUGAUAGUCCAUGGCUGGUCGGUGGAUGGGAUGUUAGAAGGUUGGAUUUGGAAAAUGGCAGCAGCUCUGAAGUCUCAGCAUAAACAAAUUAAUGUGAUCAUUGCAGACUGGCUUACAUUUGCUCACCAGCACUAUCCCAUUGCUGUACAGAACACACGCUUCAUAGGACAGGAGAUAGCAGACUUCCUGGAAUGGCUGGAGGAAUCCAUUCAAUUUUCCAGAAGCAAUGCUCAUCUAAUUGGGUACAGCCUAGGAGCUCAUGUUUCAGGAUUUGCUGGAAGUUAUAUCAGCGGUACGAACAAGAUUGGAAGAAUUACUGGCCUUGACCCUGCCGGUCCCUUGUUUGAAGGAAUGUCACCAACAGACCGUUUAUCUCCAGAUGAUGCAAACUUCGUAGACGCAAUUCAUACAUUCACUAAACAGCACAUGGGUCUCAGUGUUGGCAUCAAGCAGCCUGUGGCUCAUUUUGACUUCUAUCCCAAUGGAGGCACCUUUCAGCCUGGCUGUCACAUCAUGCACGUGUACAACCACAUUGCACAAUACGGAAUCACCGGCAUCACUCAAACUGUGAAAUGUGCCCAUGAGAGGUCAGUUCACUUGUUCAUUGACUCUCUGCUUCACAACGAUAAGCAAAGCACAGCAUACUGGUGCAACGACAUCAACACUUUCAACAAAGGAAUGUGCCUCAGCUGUAGAAAGAACCGGUGCAACACACUGGGCUACAACAUCAGGGAGGAAAGGCUCCCAAAAAGUAGACGUCUCUUUUUGAAAACAAGAGCACAUAUGCCUUUCAAAGUCUAUCAUUAUCAGUUCAAGAUCCACUUCAUCAAUGAAAUCCAAGACAAGCAGAUAGACCCAACUUUUACCAUCUCUCUGACAGGCACUAAGGAGGAUGCUAAAAACCUGCCCAUCACACCAGUUGAAGGUAUUAAUGGGAAUAAAACCUACUCUUUUCUCAUCACCCUGGACACCGAUAUUGGUGAGCUAAUAAUGAUCAAGUUCAAAUGGGAAGGAACUGCAGUUUGGGAAAAUAUCUGGGACACAGUUCAAACCAUAAUACCAUGGACAAAAGGCACCCGUCGACCAGGACUUAUAGUGAAGACAAUAAGAGUGAAAGCAGGGGAAACACAGCAAAAGUAA